Nerophis ophidion (straightnose pipefish) is the source of this 5079-nucleotide messenger RNA. It is a transcript of the gene slc44a5b, whose product is annotated as solute carrier family 44 member 5b. Gene Ontology annotation, biological process: transmembrane transport. The transcript is spliced from 23 exons. The record is from RefSeq and is a predicted model, not a curated record. Gene Ontology annotation, molecular function: transmembrane transporter activity. Lineage: Eukaryota; Metazoa; Chordata; Actinopteri; Syngnathiformes; Syngnathidae. The coding region runs from base 603 to 2912 and encodes 769 amino acids. Gene Ontology annotation, cellular component: membrane.
ACACACAAAAACUGCAGUAUUUUAUAUUUUGGAACAUGUAUAUUCGCCAGUUUGCCAGUUCCUCUGUUUUCUAGCCACUAUUAUUGAUUCCAUCCACAUGUAAGGAAAGAGUUAGCAAAAAAAAGGGGGGUUGGGGGGGAAACUAACCCCUAACAAAGAAAACGCUUCGGCGGACCCUUUAAGGCCAUUUUGGAAUAAUUAAUGACGUCGAGCUGUAAACAAGACUGACGCUCCAAGCUGCGUGGCCGAAGCGAGCAUCCUCCGGCGGACCUACCGACCAACACUUCCCCAGCGCCGCAGAAUUUGUUUCGGCUGACGUCCACGGCGGUUCCCACUCGUCUUAUGCGGUCCCCGGUUACAAGACGCAUUGGUCCCGUUUGAGUGUCAUGGCUCGAAAGACCGACAUUCCCCCCAUCUACUACGAUUUUGGUGCUUGGUUUCCUAUUGAUUAUUGUUCACCUUCGACACUUUGGGGUUUAAAUAAAGAUUUGUAAACUGUUUAAAACUGUGUGCCUUGCCAUCCUUGGAUUGAAAGACCGGUUUACAAAAGGUUACAUUACCUUCACCCGAGACGGGGUGUGACAUAUGGUGGCAGUGGUGGGAUGGCAAGCCGCGGUGCGAUGGCAAGCCGCGGUGGGAUGGCAAGCCGCAGAGUUUACAACAAACCUGGCAGAGGGCGGGCCAGAACUGUUUUGAAAUCCAAAGUGUCUAAGGUGGCAAUGACAAAGGAGACUGAUGAGAUAGCCGGUCGAGGGGCCAAGACGAUGAGGCUGGACCGGGCAACCAUGGCUGAGGAGCAUGAAGUUGGGUGGAACACCAAGGAGUCUGAAGAAGACGGAAAAGGUGAGCCACAGAAGUUUGACCCAAACUUCAGAGGGCCAAUUCAUAACAGGAGCUGCACGGAUGUGAUCUGUUGUGUUAUUUUCAUCAUCUUCAUCAUCGGCUACAUCGCACUGGGCACCGUGGCCUGGAUCUACGGCGACCCUAGGAGGGUGACCUAUCCAACCGACAGCCAAGGGCAGUUCUGUGGCCAGCAGGGCACUCCUAAUGCAAACAAAGCCAUCUUGCUCUACUAUAACAUGUUGAAAUGUGCCAACCCUGCAGUGUUGAUUAACCUCCAGUGCCCUACAACCCAGCUAUGUGUCUCCAAGUGCCCUGACAGAUUUGCCACGCUUUUGACUGCCUACAAUAUCCCAGCCGACUGGAAUUAUUAUAAGCAAUUCUGCAAACCGGGCUUUAGCAGUAAGACAUCUCUAGAAAUCCUAAAACACGAUGACUGCCCAUCCAUGAUUGUGCCAAGCAGACCAUUUAUGCAGCGGUGCUUCCCCGAUUUUAACAGUUUAAAUGGAAAAUUAACUAUAGCCAACAAGACUACCUUUAAUGACGGAAGCGGAGACCAGAGUGUCAUCAAUUUGAAAACGGCUGUCAAUGGUAUAUCCAAUCUGAUGAAUGCCCAAGAUUAUGGCUUGAGGAUCUUUGAAGAUUAUGCAAACUCCUGGUAUUGGAUCCUCAUAUCUCUGGUCAUAAGCAUGUUGGUCAGCCUGUUCUUCAUCCUGCUGCUGCGCUUCAUCGCUGGCGUGUGUGUGUGGAUCAUCAUUGUUGGCGCCAUCGUCGCGAUCGGCUAUGGAAUUGGCCAUUGCUACUGGGAGUACAGCAGGCUUAGCAAGACGCCGGACGCCAGCGUCACCAUCUCUGACAUUGGCCUGCAGACAGACUUCAACGUUUACCUUCAGCUCAGCCAGACGUGGCUCAUCUUCAUGAUCUUGCUGGCCGUGAUCGAGGUCAUCAUUUUGAUUGUGCUGAUUUUCCUGAGGCAGCGGAUCCAAAUCGCUAUCGAGCUGCUGAAGGAGGGAAGCAGGGCCGUAGGAUACGUCAUGACGGCUCUCCUCUACCCCAUCUUCACCUUCUUCCUGAUUUUUGUUUGCAUCGCUUAUUUUGCAGUCACAGCGAUUAUGCUAGCAUCCUCCGGUAUCCCCGUGUACAAGGUGACGUCUACAGACAAGUGCGUUCAUAACAACGUCAUAUGCAUUCCACAGACGUUCAACACAACCGAAAUCCCCAGCGAAUGUCCCGGAUCACAGUGUUCGUUCGCCUUCUACGGCGACGAACGCUACAUCGUUCUCUUCCACCUGUGUAAUCUGUUCGCCUUCCUGUGGUUGGUCAACUUUACCAUCGCGCUGGGCCAGUGCACGCUGGCCGGCGCCUUUGCAUCCUAUUACUGGGCCCUGAGGAAGCCGGAAGACAUCCCCGCCUGCCCGCUCUUCUCGUCUUUCAGCAGGGCGAUACGUUAUCACACUGGCUCGCUGGCCUUUGGUGCUUUCAUCCUCUCUGUGGUACAAAUGAUCCGCAUUGUCCUCGAGUACCUGGACCACAAACUGAAAAAGUCCCAAAAUGCAUAUGCUCGCUACGUGCUAUGCUGCCUCAAAUGCUGCUUCUGGUGCCUAGAACGUUUCAUCAAGUUCAUCAACAAGAAUGCAUACAUCAUGAUAGCAAUAUAUGGAAAGAACUUCUGCACGUCCUCCAAGAAUGCUUUCUUCCUCUUGAUGAGAAAUAUUAUUAGGGUGGCCGUCCUCGACAAAGUGACCGAAUUCCUGUUGUUUCUGGGAAAACUGCUCAUUGCAGGAAGUGUAGGUAUUCUUGCCUUUUAUUUCUUCACUCAUAAAUUAGCAGCCGUUGAAGAUGGUCCAAAACUAAAUUACUUCUGGAUCCCUAUGGUGACGGUGAUCAUUGGAGCCUUCUUGGUUGCACAUGGCUUUUUUAACGUCUACUCCAUGUGCGUGGACACCUUGUUCUUGUGCUUCUGUGAAGACCUGGAGAGGAACGACGGGUCCUCCUCCAGGCCCUACUUCAUGUCUCCCGGCCUGCGCAGGAUCCUGCACAAAGGGGAUUCCGGCGCCAUAUCUUCCUCAUGAGCGGACUAGACUAUUGAACUCCAAAAAAAAGAACUGAUGACUCUUUGAAGUCGACUUUUCUUCAUAUCUGCUGCGGGUGUGUGCCACAGCCUGGAUGUGAUGACAUUUCCCCUCUCCCACUUCCCCCCCCCCCCUUUUCUGCAUUGUUUGCCUUACUGGGGGAGAGGACACGUGCCAAAUCACAGGCUGCCCCCGAUGCAGAGAUGCAUGGUACACACAACCAGCCCCUAUGUGGCACUUUUUCUGUACAACCAACUUUUGUAUGCACUUUCACUUCCACAAAAGGAACGUGGGACUUACAGUGGGUUUAAGGAGGGAAAUAAAACAGCAGUUUUUUAUCAACAAAGUACAAUUCAAUUGAAAAAUACAUUGUGUUGAGGAAAUACAUAAAAUAAAAAUGUACAAUGAGAUUUGUUGCAUCACUAUGAAGCAAAAAAAUUGACUUUAAAAUCCUUUAAUGAACUCAUGUUUAAAGUAACAUUUUAAACUGUCAUACAGGUGUUAAAAAAGUCAUUAAAGGCCUACCGAAAUGAGAUUUUCUUAUUUAAACGGGGAUAGCAGGUCCCUAUGUGUCAUACUUGAUCAUGUCGCGAUAUUGCCAUAUUUUUGCUGAAAUUAUUUAGUACAGAACAUUGACGAUAAAGUUCGCAACUUUUGGUCGCUAAUAAAAAAGCCUUGCCUGUACCGGAAGUAGCAGACGAUGUGCGCGUGACGUCACGGGUUGUGGAGCUCCUCACAUCCUCACAUUGUUUACAAUCAUGGUCACCAGCAGCGAGAACGAUUCGGACCGAGAAAGAGACGAUUUCCCCAUUCAUUUGAGCGAGGAUGAAAGAUUUGUGGAUGAGGAAAGUGAGAGUGAAGGACUAGAAAAAAAGAAACAAGACGAGGGCAGUGGGAGCGAUUCAGAUGUAAUUAGACACAUUUACUAGGAUAAUUCUGGAAAAUCCCUUAUCUGCUUAUUCUGUUACUAGUGUUUUAGUGAGAUUAUAUGGUCGUACCUGUACAACCUGAAGGUCGGCCCCUCACCUUUCUUCAGCACCCGUCGACGAAGGGUGGCAAUGCCCAUCUAUGCCCUUCGCAAGGGACCCUCUUCGAAACACGAUCUUUCGAAAUGAUCGCUGCAUAAUACACUGUACUUUGUGUGUGUGGUCCAAUCCAACCGUGUUCGCUUGACAUCUCUGUUCCAUAGUAAAGCUUGACUGUCAUCUUUCGGGAAUGUAAAAAAUGAAACACCGGCUGUGUUUGUGUUGCUAAAGCCGUCCGCCUACGGCUUUCUUCUUUGAUGUCUCCAUUGUCCAUUGAAGAAAUUGCAAUAGAUUCAGCAACACAGAGGUCCAGAAUACUGUGGAAUUUUGCGAUGAAAACAGACGAGCUAAUAGCUGGGAACGAUGCUGGAACAAAAUGUCGUCGACAAUCCGUGACAUCAUACCGAGACGUUUCAACCGGAUAUUUUGGCGCAAAAUUUUUUAUUGCAAUUUAGUAAACUAAAAAGGCCGUAUUGGCAUGUGUUGCAAUGUUAAUAUUUCAUCAUUCAUAUAUAAACUAUCAGACUGUGUGUUCGGUAGUAGUGGGUUUCAGUAGGCCUUUAUAACUAUGACAUGCUAGCUUUUCCAGAUUUAUUUUUCACUUGAAUUUUAUAGGUAACAGGUCACAUUAUAAAAAAAAAAAAAAAUGAAAAAAAUGUUGAUUUUAACCAAAAAAGUUGCUACUCUUAAGACUUAUCCAACUAAUAGGUCAGCAUGAUGGCUUUGAAAGACUUGAGUGUUCAUGCUUUCUUCAUAAAAUACUCACUAAUCCCACCCCCAAAAAGGAAGUCAUGUAUUUUCCAUUCUUUACAUGGAAUCCCUGCACCUUUUGCCCAAACUAGAUGUACUGUAAACCAAGACUGGAGACGGGGACGGUUUUUUUUCGGCGGUAGUCGCGGGUUUAUGUGCCUAGUUGUGUAAAAAAAAAAAAAAAAAAAGAUGUGUAUUAGAGCUAACAUACUGGAAACAUUUUCCAUAGUUUGUAUAAAAAAAAGGAUGUCAAAGCCAUUUUUGGUAAUUUUUUUAAUGAUUGGAUGGUUGAGAUGUUUUAAUACCAAGUAUGACCUACACGUCUUCUUUUGCAUAGAUGACUUUUUUAAUCCAUGAAAUCUAGACAAUGUGAGUUUACCUUUUUUUUUUUU